Messenger RNA from Solanum dulcamara, 689 nucleotides. RefSeq names its product dirigent protein 22-like. Lineage: Eukaryota; Viridiplantae; Streptophyta; Magnoliopsida; Solanales; Solanaceae. The record is from RefSeq and is a predicted model, not a curated record. The transcript has a single exon. Bases 15 to 587 code for a protein of 190 amino acids.
AAGGGGGAAAGAAAAUGGAGAAAUUUUUGUUGAUGGCUUUCUUAUUUUUGGCAAUAACAAUAUUCCCUUCAACUCAUGGUCUUGAUCAAAGUCCAAAAGGAGUGGAGAUAUGGUUUAAGAAGCUUCCCCAUGCAAAAAUAAAAAUGAUCAAACUUCACUUCUAUUUUCAUGAUACUGUGACUGCAAAGAAACCAUCAGCAAUCCAAAUAGCACAAGCCAAUAAUACAUUUCAAUCACCAACAUUGUUUGGCUUAGUGAGGAUGAUGGACAAUCCCUUGACGGUUAAGCCCGAGCCCAACUCAAAAGAAAUAGGCCGAGCCCAAGGGAUCUAUGGCUCAGCCUCGUUUGAAGAUAUAGGCCUUCUUAUGACUCUCAACCUUGUGUUCACUAAAGGUAAGCACAAUGGUAGCACGCUUAGUAUUCUUGGGCACAACAAGAUAUUUCACGAGUAUCGAGAAAUGCCAAUCGUCGGUGGUUCUGGUGUUUUCCGGCUAGCAAAAGGUAUCGCCACCGCAAAAACCUACCGAGCUGAUAAUACCACACAAAAUGCAAUAGUUGAAUACCAUGUUGUGGUUCUGCAUUAUUGAAAUCUCCUUGUUUGUUUUGAUUGUUCAUAAUGUAUUGUUGAUUGUGGUCCGUUGACUUUCUUGUAAUGCCAAUAAUGUAAAUGUGUAAAAUUAAGAAAUAAA